Molecule: messenger RNA, 2304 nt
Organism: Alternaria ethzedia
Lineage: Eukaryota; Fungi; Ascomycota; Dothideomycetes; Pleosporales; Pleosporaceae
Exons: 6
Coding region: 1-2304 (767 amino acids)
Biological process (GO): secondary metabolite biosynthetic process
Molecular function (GO): FAD binding; acetyltransferase activity
Source: RefSeq, a predicted model, not a curated record
AUGGCUCUGCACAAGAAAUCCGUUCCCUUCACCCUGUAUGAAGACGCCAAGGAAUUUUCAGCUGUAGGUGCUGGCAUCGGCUUUGCGCCAAAUGGCAUGCGAGCCAUGGAUCUGAUUGAGCCUGGAUUCCGUCCCUUGUAUGAGAGGAUAUGCGUGGGGAACAAAGGGGCUGACAAACAAGACAUCUUUUUUGAGGGCAUGCUUCUUAGUGAGGGUUUGGGCAAAGACCAAGCAUGGUAUGGCAAGUCGGCGUGGGGCCAUCCUGAUUUCGAGCGCAAGUCUGCGCAUCGCAAAGCGCUGCUUGACAUCAUGACCAGCUUCAUCCCACGACAAAAUGUGAAGUUCAACAAGCGCCUCGUCAACAUCGAACAGCUCUCAUCUAAACUUGUCCUCACCUUUGCCGAUGGAGAAGUCGCAGAAGCAAGCAUUCUUGCUGGCGCUGACGGCAUCAAGAGCACAGUCCGAGAGCAUGUCCUGAAGCCGCACUUUCCUGACCAAGUAGCGCCAGUCUACGCUGAUGCGUAUUGCUACCGUGCUGUCAUUCCAAUGGCUGAUGCCGAAGGUAUUCUAGGAGAUUUGACGGACGUAGCCAGAUUUUACUUUGGCCAUAAGCGCUGCGCAGUGACGUACCGUAUAUCAGAGGGAAAGGAGUUCAACUACCUUUUGUGUGUCACAGAUGACCAAGGCUGGGACCUGGAAAAAGCUGUGACAGAGAAGGUCUCACAUGAAGCCAUGAUGGCCGAUUUCGAAGGACCAGGCGUCGACGACCGCUUCCGCAAACUUUUGGCCAAGACAAAUCCAAUCCGAUGGGGCUUCUUCCACCACUUGAAGACUUCGACAUAUUACCGAGGCCGUGUGGCUCUUCUAGGUGAUAGCGCACAUGCGUCAUUGCCAUUUCAGGCAGCGGGCGCUGCUCAAGGCGUCGAGGACGCUCUGGUCCUUUCGAAUAUAUUGUCAGAGAUUGCCAAGUCAUCGGGACCAGAUGCAAAUAGCGAAGCGAACAUCGUUACUGGUCUCAGCGCGUACGACGCAGUACGAAGGCCGCGCGCCCAGAAGCAAUUGGAGCAAUCAGCUGAGGUUGCUCGUAUGCUUUUCUUCCAACACGAAGAAGCAGGGGACGAUAUGAGCAAGAUCUUGCCUCGCCUUCAGCAAGGUCGAUUUGACUGGCUCUGGUUCCACGACGUGCAGGGUGACGCACCUGAAUUCAUUGCCGGCAUCGUACUCCAACCUAAGCCACCACUCGCUAUUCUCGGUCAAUCCACGGCCCUCUACAAUAUGUCAGACACUCCAGUGCCCUCUCGUCUGACGCAGCUACCACUAGGCGACGAGGCGCCACGCUACAGCACGUCCGAACUACACUCCUACUUCCAGCGCAUCCGUCUCCCCCAGAAAUAUCUGAACACGCCCAUACUAUCAGACAAAACACUAGCCACAACCAAACAGCACGGCCUCCCAUUCCUGCAAGCUCUAACCCGACACCACACCAGCCACAUCCCCUUCGAGAACCUCGAGCUCCACUACUCCCCCCACAAAACCAUCACACUCAACCCACAAGCCCUAUACACCAAGAUAGUAACCCAGCGCCGCGGCGGCCGCUGCAUGGAAAACAACACCUUCUUCGCCACCGUUCUGCGCUCCCUCGGGUUUCAUGUGCGCAACUGCGGCGGCCGCGUGUCGCGGGCCAUGAGCCCUUUUCCAGAUGUCCGUCGGCAGCAAGCGGCUACAUACGACGGCUGGAACCAUAUGCUGAAUCUAGUGCGAUUCGAUGAUGAGGGCUGGUACGUCGCCGACGUUGGCAUGGGGGCCAUGGGACCCAAUCUGGCGUAUCCACUGCAAGACGGAUUCGAAACGACGAGUAUAGCUCCAAGGCUCAUACGCGUCCAGCGGCGCGCUAUUGCGGAGUCGUAUGGGGAUCACUCGAAUGAGAUGUGGUGUUACGACGUUUGCUAUAACCCGAGCGACGAGGGUGACGACAAGUGGACGCCGGUUUAUUGCUUUACGGAGACGGAGUUCCUUCCUCAGGAUUACGAGAUCAUGUCGUGGUUCACAUCUACGAAUCCGACAUCCUUCUUCACCAAAUAUGUCACCAGUACCAAAAUGCUCAUGGACGAUACCAGAGAGACGAUUGUUGGGAGUGUAACGCUUUUUGAAGGCGGCAUCAAACAGAGCAUUGGCCUUGACCGCAAGAUCGUACAAGACUGUGCAACAGAGGAGGAGCGCAUCGCCGCUUUGAAGGAAAUCUUCGACAUAGACCUGACGGAAGACGAGAGAAGGGGAAUUCCGCUAGAACUUCAACUGGGUUAG